AUGGCCAGAAAACUGCGCGAAAUGGGCAUACUGGUUUUGAUUCUUCUUCUGACUGCUCCGUUGACUGGGAUCGCUGCUGGAAUUGGGGAGGAUUACGUGAGGCCGGCACCUCGUAAAACCCUAAGCUUCUCCUGGCCAUGGAAUCGCAAGCAUUCAGAUGGACCCCAACAAGUUCACAUUUCUCUUGCUGGAGAGAAACACAUGAGGAUUUCUUGGGUCACUGAUGAUAAAUCUUUUCCAUCGUUGGUUGAAUAUGGAACGUCCCCUGGGCAGUACACAGACUCAUCUGAUGGAGAGAACUUGUCCUACAGUUAUAUUUUCUACAAUUCAGGGAAGAUCCACCAUGUUGUUAUUGGACCUCUUGAAGACGAUACAGUUUACUACUACCGUUGUGGAGGGCAGGAACCAGAGUUUCAGUUUAAGACGCCUCCUUCUAAAUUCCCAUUAACUUUUGCUGUAGUUGGUGAUCUUGGUCAGACUGAUUGGACUGCAUCCACACUAUCGCACAUCAAUGAGUGCCAAUAUGACUUGCAUUUGCUCCCAGGGGACCUUUCCUAUGCUGAUUAUCUACAGCACUUGUGGGAUUCCUUUGGCGAGCUGAUACAGCCAUAUGCAAGUGCUAGGCCGUGGAUGGUAACAGAAGGGAACCAUGAGAUGGAGAGUAUCCCAUUUAUUAAAUCUCCAUUCCAGUCAUACAAUGCAAGGUGGAAAAUGCCUUAUGCAGAGAGCGGCUCCACUUCAAAUCUCUAUUAUUCUUUUGAAGUUGCAGGUGUUCAUGUGAUUAUGCUUGGCUCUUAUACAGAUUAUGGUGAAUAUUCUGACCAGUAUGCUUGGCUAAAGGCUGAUCUUGCCAAGGUAGAUAGAGAAAGGACACCAUGGCUUCUAGCUCUUCUGCAUGUGCCAUGGUAUAACAGCAAUUGGGCUCACCAAGGGGAAGGAGAUGAUAUGAUGGCUGUAGUCGAACCAGUGCUCUAUGCUGCUGGUGUUGAUAUCUUGAUUGCCGGUCAUGUGCAUGCUUAUGAAAGAUCAGAACGUGUCUACAGUGGCCAACUAGACUCUUGUGGUGCCAUACAUAUUACCGUUGGCGACGGAGGUAACAGAGAAGGACUGGCUCUAAGAUAUCACCACCCGAAACCAAUAUGGUCAGCCUUUAGGGAAGCCAGUUUUGGUCAUGGAGAACUGAAGAUUGUUAAUGCAACUCACGCAUUUUGGAGCUGGCACAGGAACGAUGAUCAUGAAUCGCUCAGUUCUGAUGAGGUUUGGAUCAACUCUUUGGCCAGUGCUGGUUGCCUGAGAAGUGAAAUGCGUGACUUCAGCAAGAUUCAGAUCGUUCCUUAAAAAAUUGCAUGAAUCCCUCUCUAUAUUUAGUAUCCACUGGAGAGGUUCAAACCGCUCAUGUAAAUAUCACUAAUCAUAUAAAGUUUUAUGGCUUAUAUGCUGUAUCUGCCAUCUUUUAGUUGGCUUUUAGUAGAUUGGUUUGCUGAGUUUUCGUAUUAUGCCAUUUGGUAUAAUAAUGUAUAUGGUUUCUAUGUUAGAACUCACAUACCUGUUUGUUAUAUACAUGAAACAAUU
This is a messenger RNA of Dendrobium catenatum, 1572 nucleotides long. Its product is annotated as purple acid phosphatase 18. Gene Ontology annotation, molecular function: metal ion binding; acid phosphatase activity. The record is from RefSeq and is a predicted model, not a curated record. The transcript has 5 exons. The coding region runs from base 1 to 1338 and encodes 445 amino acids. NCBI's taxonomy places the organism in Eukaryota, Viridiplantae, Streptophyta, Magnoliopsida, Asparagales, Orchidaceae.